Molecule: messenger RNA, 393 nt
Organism: Trypanosoma rangeli
Lineage: Eukaryota; Euglenozoa; Kinetoplastea; Trypanosomatida; Trypanosomatidae
Exons: 1
Coding region: 1-393 (130 amino acids)
Source: RefSeq, a predicted model, not a curated record
AUGUUUGGCGCUGGACAGCUGGGUGCACGUUUGUUUCAAUACGCGCCGCGGCUUCUGAUGACGCAGUUUUCUUCGCUUCUGUUGGGUAUGGCGGCCGGCUACUGCAUUCUCCUGCUGCUGUUUGGCCCACUCUCACUUGUUUCCGGUCUGUUGCAGGUUCUUCUCACGGCAGCGAUUGCCAAAGGGUUGGCGAUCGGUGCACACGUGGGGAUUGCAAAGGGGAUUGCUCUGUUUGAGGGCCAUGUGGGCGGCGGCAGCGGUGCGGGGAGGCAGGGUCACUUGCGGCAUCACACAUGCAACAACGUUGCUCCUGGCGGUGGCGGUAGAAAUGUGAAAGGGUCAUACGACUUUGCUGGCGCCAUGGACGACGCUGCCGUCACCGAGUUGGACUGA